Malurus melanocephalus (red-backed fairy wren) is the source of this 3150-nucleotide messenger RNA. It is a transcript of the gene NDST1, whose product is annotated as N-deacetylase and N-sulfotransferase 1. The record is from RefSeq and is a predicted model, not a curated record. Gene Ontology annotation, molecular function: heparan sulfate N-sulfotransferase activity; deacetylase activity. The transcript has 14 exons. Lineage: Eukaryota; Metazoa; Chordata; Aves; Passeriformes; Maluridae. Bases 391 to 3024 code for a protein of 877 amino acids. Gene Ontology annotation, cellular component: Golgi apparatus.
GGCGCCGUGUGGAGCUGAAGAACCAGGGAUCCACCAUGCCCACAUUCCCACCACGAACCACUCUGAGGCUGCCCGCUGCCCCCUCGCCCUGCUGAGGCCAUGGAGCUGCUGCUGCUGCCACUGCCAUCACCACAGGAAUUUCGGCUCAGCRAGGGGACUCUCGGUGCCUCUGCCAUGGUGACAUGAAGCUGACAGCGAGGGACGCUCGACUGCUGGAGGGGAGAGAGCCUGCACAGGCGGCCUGCUAGUAUUUUAAUUUAUUAGUAGUAUUCAAUUUGAUUUUACGUAACUUUUCGUUGUUUGGUUGGUUGCUUCUUCCCCUCCCCGGGGCUUGUGAGGGGAGGGGGCGGGCAGGGGAGAGGGGCCCCACCUCGCCCAGCGGAUGCAAGGAUGACUGUGCUGGCCAGGGCCCGGCGGGGUAUCUGGCAGCUCUCUCCACAGGUGGUGUUGCUCCUGCUCUUUGCCUUCUGCCUGCUCAGUGUUUUCGUCUCUGCUUAUUAUUUAUAUGGGUGGAAAAGGGGCUUGGAGCCCUCUGGGGACGUGGCCGGGCCGGACUGCGACGAGCCCAAGGUCGCCCCUUCUCGCUUGCUGCCACUGAAGACCCUCAAGGUGGCUGACUCCUCCCGCACAGACCCCUUGGUGCUGGUCUUCGUGGAGAGCCUCUACUCCCAGCUGGGCCAGGAGAUCGUGGCCAUUUUGGAGUCGAGUCGCUUCAAAUACAGGACAGAGAUUGCCCCGGGGAAGGGGGACAUGCCCACGCUGACCGACAAGGACCGGGGACGCUUUGCGCUCAUCAUCUACGAGAACAUCCUCAAGUAUGUCAACCUGGACGCCUGGAACCGGGAGCUGCUGGACAAGUACUGUGUGGAGUAUGGCGUGGGCAUCAUCGGCUUCUUCAAGGCCAACGAGAACAGCCUUCUGAGUGCCCAGCUGAAGGGCUUCCCCCUGUUCCUGCACUCCAACCUGGCGCUGAAGGAUUGCAGCAUCAACCCCAAGUCGCCCCUGCUCUACAUCACACGCCCCAGUGAGGUGGAGAAGGGUGUGCUCCCCGGAGAGGACUGGACUGUCUUCCAGUCCAACCACUCCACCUAUGAGCCCGUCCUCCUGGCCAAGACCAAGUCAGCCGAGUCCAUCCCGCACAUGAGCGUGGACGCUGCGCUGCACACCACUGUGAUGCAGGACCUGGGCCUCCACGAYGGCAUCCAGAGGGUGCUUUUCGGCAACAACCUCAACUUCUGGCUGCACAAGUUGGUCUUUGUGGACUCUGUCUCCUUCCUGACGGGCAAGAGGUUGUCCCUGCCCCUUGACCGCUACAUCCUGGUGGACAUCGAUGACAUCUUUGUGGGCAAAGAGGGCACACGCAUGAAAGUGGAAGAUGUCAAGGCACUGUUUGACACACAGAAUGAGCUGCGCACCCACAUCCCGAACUUCACYUUCAACCUGGGAUACUCAGGGAAAUUCUUCCACACAGGUACCGAUGCUGAGGACGAAGGUGAUGACCUGCUGCUGUCCUAYGUGAAGGAGUUCUGGUGGUUCCCUCACAUGUGGAGCCACAUGCAGCCUCACCUCUUCCACAACCAGUCGGUUCUYGCUGAGCAGAUGACCUUAAACAAGAAAUUCGCUGUCGAGCAUGGCAUCCCCACUGACAUGGGGUACGCUGUGGCCCCCCACCACUCGGGCGUGUACCCUGUCCACGUGCAGUUGUACGAGGCUUGGAAGCAGGUYUGGUCCAUCAGGGUGACGAGCACGGAGGAAUAUCCACACCUGAAACCCGCUCGCUACCGCCGCGGCUUCAUCCACAAUGGCAUCAUGGUACUCCCCAGGCAAACCUGUGGCCUCUUCACRCACACCAUUUUCUACAAUGAAUACCCUGGUGGCUCCAGUGAGCUGGACAAAAUCAUCAACGGGGGUGAACUGUUCCUGACCGUGCUCCUCAACCCCAUCAGCAUCUUCAUGACCCAUCUGUCCAACUACGGCAACGACCGCCUGGGCUUGUACACCUUCAAGCACCUGGUCCACUUCCUCAACUCCUGGACCAACCUGAAGCUGCAGACAUUGCCCCCUGUGCAGCUGGCACAGAAAUACUUCCAGAUCUUUUCUGAGGAGAAGGACCCGUUGUGGCAGGAUCCAUGUGAAGAUAAACGACACAAAGACAUUUGGUCCAAAGAAAAGACCUGUGACCGAUUCCCGAAGCUUCUCAUCAUUGGGCCUCAAAAAACAGGAACAACCGCCCUUUAUCUCUUCCUGGGGAUGCACCCGGACCUGAGCAGCAACUACCCCAGCUCAGAGACCUUYGAGGAGAUACAGUUCUUCAAUGGACACAACUAUCACAAGGGCAUCGACUGGUACAUGGAAUUCUUCCCCAUCCCCUCCAACACCACCUCUGACUUCUACUUUGAGAAAAGUGCCAACUACUUUGACUCUGAAGUGGCUCCCCGGCGAGCUGCAGCGCUACUGUCCAAGGCCAAAAUCAUCACCAUCCUCAUCAACCCUGCAGAUCGAGCCUACUCCUGGUAUCAGCACCAGCGAGCUCACGAUGACCCGGUUGCCCUGAAAUACACCUUCCACGAGGUGAUCACUGCAGGGCCCGAGGCCGCCCCGAAGCUGCGGACGCUGCAGAACCGCUGCCUGGUGCCGGGCUGGUACGCCACCCACAUCGAGCGCUGGCUCAACAGCUACCACGCCAACCAGAUCCUGGUGCUGGAUGGCAAGCUGCUCCGAACAGAACCCGCCAAAGUGAUGGAGGUGGUCCAGAAAUUCCUCAGCGUCACCAACUUCAUCGAUUAUCACAAGACCUUGGCGUUUGAUCCAAAGAAAGGAUUCUGGUGUCAGCUUCUGGAUGGAGGGAAAACAAAAUGCUUGGGAAAGAGCAAAGGGAGGAAGUACCCCGAGAUGGAUUCAGAUUCACGCGCCUUCCUGCGGGACUAUUACAGGGACCAUAACAUAGAGCUCUCCAAGCUSCUGUACAAAAUGGGGCAGACUCUGCCCACCUGGCUGCGGGAGGAGCUGCAGAGCACCAGGUAGCUGCUGCUGCUGCCACCCCCCAGCAACCGGGGGUGACCCUGCGCCGGUGGGACCUUCUCAGCAAUACCCGACCUUGGAGGGGUCCCCAGGAGCACACAGCAUCACUGGAGGCUUGGAGGGGACCCC